Molecule: messenger RNA, 2837 nt
Organism: Abrus precatorius (Indian licorice)
Lineage: Eukaryota; Viridiplantae; Streptophyta; Magnoliopsida; Fabales; Fabaceae
Product: polypyrimidine tract-binding protein homolog 2
Exons: 11
Coding region: 1455-2405 (316 amino acids)
Biological process (GO): regulation of RNA splicing
Cellular component (GO): nucleus
Molecular function (GO): mRNA binding
Source: RefSeq, a predicted model, not a curated record
GGAGAAGGUCCUUGUUUUUCUUUCUCCCUUUUUUGAGAACCCUAAUCGGCCAAUCCCGUUAACUCGUACCAAAUCAGAACUCCUCAUCCUUUCCGUUCUCUCAGGGACUGCAAAUUUUGGUGGUUCCUUUCCUCGUUUUAGGGUUAUUGUCUGAAAUGGCAUCGGUGUCUAGUCAGCCACAAUUCCGCUACACUCAGCCCCCAUCAAAGGUGCUUCAUUUGAGAAACUUGCCUUGGGAGUGCACAGAGGAGGAACUGAUUGAACUUGGGAAGCCGUUUGGUAAAGUUGUGAACACAAAGUGCAAUGUUGGAGCGAAUCGAAAUCAAGCCUUUAUUGAAUUUGCAGAUUUAAAUCAAGCCAUUGCAAUGAUAUCAUACUAUGCCUCAUCAUCAGAGCCUGCCCAAGUACGGGGGAAAACUGUAUAUCUACAAUAUUCAAAUAGGCAAGAAAUAGUGAAUAACAAAACUGCUGCAGAUGUUCCUGGGAAUGUAUUGUUGGUAACUAUUGAGGGUACAGAUGCACGCCUUGUCAGCAUUGAUGUUUUGCACUUGCAGGCCCAUGUCAAGGCAAUAUCUUCAAUGGCAGCUUAGUGCUUUGGGAGAAAUAGCGCUUGUGUGUUUGUCUCCUUUCUCCUUUCCUUAACACUACCUCUUUCUUCCUUAUUCUCCCCCUCAACUCCUGCCAUUCUUGUAGUUUAGGAUGUUUCCAUUUUUUUCCUUUUGUGCAUCUUUCUUCAUUGACUCAUCAUCUGCAUUGGCAUUUAGAUUUAGUCUCCAAAUUCUGUGCUGUUCAGUUAUGUUCUGUGUUCCAACUAUUGUUUGGAUGUGCUUUUAGAUUUUCUAAGUCUUAUCUGAAAGUACACUAAAAUUUCCUUUUAAACUUGGCUACUGAAUGCUGAGUUUUCACAUAAUUUACAGUUGAGGAGGUACUUUACUUCCCUAAUCCUUUAUUUGAGUCAUUUAUUCUAUUAUCAAAGUGAAUUAUGGCAUUACCUUCAAAUUCUUUUAAGCAUUAUAACAGUUAUGUAUUCUAGGUGGUUAUUUGUAUAAGAUAACCGUGAUCUGAAUUGAAUCCCUUGGCUUAAUUAUUCCCCCCAUUUUCUGUAGUUAGUACUAGAUCAUUAAUGAGAAUAAUCUGACAAUUGUGUUGAUAAUUUCACUGUUUCAUCUGCCUUGCUCUUUGCUUACAAUGGUCUAGUUCUUCUGUCAGGAACAUAAGUAGCAAAAACAUUAUCCUAGUAGCAUUUCAAGAGAUAUAUUGAUUUGCUUAGAGCCUUAAACUUGCAUAUGUUUAAGUUCUAUAAUGGUUUUAUUUGUUAAUAUUUAUUGUCCGUAAAAUGUUUUUUACUUUGUGUCAGUGACAAAUUUCCUUAUCUACAUGCCAAAAAUUCUAGUGUGUGUUCAAUUCUCAAGAUUCACCUAAUUAGUAUCAUCCUGAAAGUUUAUUAUUUGCUCAUGCAGGUUUUUUCGGCCUUUGGAUUUGUGCAUAAGAUUACUACUUUUGAGAAGACAGCAGGAUUCCAGGCACUGGUGCAAUUCUCUGAUGCUGAGACUGCCACCUCUGCAAAGGAUGCUUUGGACGGGAGAAGCAUACCUAGGUAUCUGCUGGCUGAGAAUAUGGGACCAUGUACCCUUAGAAUCACAUAUUCUGGGCAUUCUGAUUUAAGUGUGAAGUUUCAAAGUCACAGGAGCAGAGACUACACUAAUCCUUACCUUCCAGUUGCUCCAUCAGCUGUGGAGGGAAGUGGACAGGCCAUGAUUGGUUUGGAUGGGAAAAGACUGGAGACUGAGAGUAAUGUUCUUCUUGCAUCUAUUGAGAAUAUGCAAUAUGCUGUAACACUGGAUGUCUUACACAUGGUCUUCUCUGCUUUCGGGCCUGUCCAAAAGAUUGCAAUGUUUGAUAAGAAUGGUGGCUUACAGGCUCUGAUUCAAUAUCCAGAUACUCAGACAGCUGUUGUGGCAAAGGAAGCCUUGGAAGGACACUGCAUAUAUGAUGGAGGUUUUUGCAAGCUUCACAUCUCAUAUUCACGUCAUACAGAUCUUAGUAUAAAGGUCAAUAAUGAUAGGAGUAGAGACUAUACCAUUCCUAAUACGCCUGUUGUGAACGCCCAGCCCUCAAUUUUAGGGCAACAAUCUGUUCCCAUGAUGGGUCCUCCUGCUCAACCAUACAAUGGGUCUCAGUAUACUCCAAUUUCUGAGCAGGCUAUGAUGCCUCAGUCUCAGGCUGGAUGGGGAUCAGCUCCACCAACAGCGGUCCAGUCUAUGCCAAUGCAGAUGCACAAUAAUGUUUACAUGCCACCUGGAACUAUGCCACCACAAAUGACCCCAGGAAUGCAAUUUCCCAGUCACAGCACGCUGCAACCUACAACGACAUUGCCCACAUACGGAUCUGAUCGUACCCAAUAGCAUGCUUCUCCUGUGUCUCAAAUAGAUCUUGAUAUAUUGGUGAACACAGUCAGCUGAUUUCUGCAGAACUGAGAACUGUGAUUUAAACUGAAGUUCCCAUCUGUUGCAGCUUGCCUGCAUUUGCUGACAGUUAUGCUGAACCUCAAAUGGACCACUUCUCAUUUUUCCCGUCUGUUAUUUUUCAGAUUUUGAAUGUGAAAGUCUGUAAGCAAUUGGUCAACAACUUCUUGGUUCUUCAGUAUCAGCUUUGAAACAAAAUGUUAUGUUUUAAUUGAUUUGUGCUUGAGAAAGAUAUUUAAAAAUUAAUUCUAGUAUAAUUGAUUUAGCUUGUUUGAUUUACCGUUUACGUCAUCAAAAUCUAUUGCCAACAAAAAAAAUCAGUGGUGUAAAGUAGUUUUGCACACUAAUACUUUUUUACAGAGCAAAUUGAUU